Octopus sinensis (East Asian common octopus) is the source of this 9041-nucleotide messenger RNA. RefSeq lists its product as uncharacterized. The coding region runs from base 649 to 8595 and encodes 2648 amino acids. The record is from RefSeq and is a predicted model, not a curated record. NCBI's taxonomy places the organism in Eukaryota, Metazoa, Mollusca, Cephalopoda, Octopoda, Octopodidae. The transcript is spliced from 17 exons.
CCUAUUAUCAAACUUGUGUACAAUGUAUAUCUGUAAAGCUGACAGUAGUCUUCCUUCCUAUUGGCUACAAGCGGAGUCCUUACUUGUAGCUUACGUCCCGCCUUCUGCAUUACAAUGUGCUUAUGACAGUAUACAUGCUAUCAAGAACUGGUUUGAUAUAGUUGGCUUCACUUGAAAAGGACACAGGAAAAGAAAACUGAUUUUGCAGUUAACAAAAUAAGCUGGAAAAAAAACAACAUAUUGAUUUAUUUGAUGAUUGUAUACCCAAAACUUCACAACACAUACUCAGGGACAGAUUUACAUUAUAAAAAUCGUAAUCUACAAAGGAAAUCUGUUUUAUCUUAAACUUCAAAACAUAACGAAGCACACAACAUAUUCUAAUCUUUCUUCUGUUCCAAGUAAUUUCUAUCGAAGGUAUGUUCUUAACAUUUAUAAUUUAGCAAUUAUUCAAGCACGGUAAUGUUUUUAAAUAAUUGCCUUAGAUUCAUGAGUAUUAUUUAACUUUGUAUUAAUUUUCUCCAAAGUGCAAUGAUUUUAAAUAUUUUUUCAUCAACUGUUGUGGCUCUUUAAUGAAAAUUUUAUAAAAAGUUAUCGGUCUCCUUAUAUGAUUCUGUCAUAAAUUCAUUAAAAAAAAAAAAAAAAUUGAAAAUGUAUUCCUCUGGAAGACAGAGAUACAGGCCUACUACAAGUUUGAGGAGAUCUACUUCAAAGCCAAAUCUCUCUUUCUCAACAAUUACAGAGGAAUGUGUACCAAAAGACAUACACUUUCCUGAUGAUGAAGAGAAAAGAGAAAGAACACAGCGGCUAAGAAAACUCCAACGAUUAAGAGAACGUCGUUACAGAGACUUUAAAGGUUUAUCACGCUCAGGUGUAACAGAUGACUAUGAGUCACGUUUUGCAAAUGAUCUGGAAGAAUUUAGAAGUAUAAAGACUGGAAAUGUACCUACUGGAGAUGAUGCUUUAUCAAAAAAUCAACAGUUUGAACACAAGUUUUCAAGAUUUCAAAGCAAAGAUAUAUAUAGCACUCUUCCAGCAAGGAUAGGUGCUAGAAAGUUUAUUGACAAUUCAUCAAAAGACCCUAUACUUUCCCCUACAGGUAGUGUUAGCUCUACUGCAACUGUUGAUGAAAGAUUUAUGUAUGGUUCCAGAUUUGAGAAUGAGGAUUACGAUUAUUCCUGGAGACCUCGUCAACGUACUUACUCAUUAUCAACAGCAUCAAAUUAUGAUUAUGAUUCUUCAAUGUAUAGCCAUCUCAAUGAGGAUGGUCUCGAUGACGGCCCUUUUGAUGACACAACAUCAGAGUAUGAUUAUGGUUAUAGUUCAAUACAUGGACUGAAACGCUCCUUUUCAACAUGUGUUACUCCUCACAAAUAUUCAGGGAUGAUGACACCUGUAGCUAUGAGUACUGAAGCAGCAGCUACUGCUGAUCGUCUUGACCAAAUUAAAGAAAGGCUCUAUAAUUUGCAAGCUAUGAGAAAAGAAAGAGAAUCUGCUGAAAAACCUAAUUGUGAAAGAAGUAGUUUGUCAUAUAAUAAGGAGGUUAAUAAUGAGCAAAUUAGUACGUCAAUCUCUAAUUAUCAAACAUCUGAAAGUAGGUAUCAGUCUUUGAAUAUUCCACAAGAUAAUAAUAAUAACAGCUCAAGGCCCCUUUGGUCUCAAAGAAUAGAUCUUCUUAUGUCAUCCCAGAAGCAGAAUGAUACACAACAUGACCAAAACUUUAACCAGGAAGCUUAUACUUCUAUGAAUGAGGCUACAUCAAAUGUAAAGAUUGUUGACGGUAGUGAACCAGUUCCAACUGAUAUAAGCUUUGAUCAAGAAAGUUUCUAUUCUUUUGAGGCAGGUGAAGAUGACAUUGCAAACAUAAAAUCAAUAAACAAAAGCACCGGGGCAACUGAAACGGAAUAUGAUUACACAGACUGUGUAGAUCCAGGAAGUGUUCAAAUUAGUUUAGAAAGUUACAAUGAUAAUAAAUUUCUGGGCUUUGAAGGUACUCAAAGUCUAGAAAGCAGUGUCACCAGCCACACAGUAAAACCAAUCCAAUUAACUCAACGUAAAACUCCUGCACAAUCACAUUCAAAACAAAAUUAUUUAUCUAAAGCAGUGGCUCCUGAAGUACAUUCUCUUCCAAAAACAAGUAAUUUAGGUUCAGAAAUGCAAAACUAUAAAGAUUUGAGUCGAGAUGAACUCUUGCUGGAAAUUGCUCGAUUAAAACUGGCAAACAUUGAAAGAGAUCCACCAAACACUGAAUCAAUUGCUCAUACUAAAACUGUUGAAACUGAAAGUCAAGUUAAAUUUUUACCAGAUGAUAAAGCAAAUAUAAACAUAACUAAAUUAAAAUCAGUUGAAGUAGGUAGCAAGAUAAGUUCUGACAAUAUACGGUAUCAAGAUCCUUAUAAUGCAUCAGUUUCCAUAAAUAAUGCUGUUGAUGAAAGUGUUUCAAUAACAGCUAAAGAUUCAAAGUUAUCUGAUUCAAAGACACCCUCAGAAUCUGAGGAAGAGAUACUAUCAGAAUUUGAGCAAGAGAUGCAGUCAGAAUCUGAUGAACAGCCACAAUCACAUAGCCAUAUAGUUGACCGAGAAGAGAAUUUUAUUAAUGAGAAAGAAAAAUGCCAAAUUGAACAUUCUAUGUAUUUUAAAUCUGUUACUGUGGAAAAGCCAAGUGUAGAAACAUCAGAAAACAUAGCCCAUAAAAUCACUGAGGAUAAAUUACAAAAGCAAUAUUCACCAGUCAUAAAAGAAACAUUUGAGAAAAAACAGAAUUUUAGUGAGGAAAACUUAGAAAUAGCAUCAUUAAAAGAUCUUCAAAAUAACAAUUUUUCAUUGGAAACUCCUGCAACUCAAACACAAGUGUCCUGGAAUUUUUCUGAAACCUCUAAUUCAGAAAACAUCAGCAGUGAUUCUUUAGCUGGAAGUCACCAAGAAAGCUUGACCAAAUUUGAUACCACUUUCGAUAACUCCAAUAAUUUAACAGAUACUUUUUCGAAAGAGACAAACUCUGUUGAGUUAAUCUCUCAAACCCAGUCAGCACCUUAUCAAGCUCCAAAAGAAAUUACUGUAAAUGAAAGUGAUUUUCAUGAAAAUUCUUUGACUUCAAGAAAAGAUGAAAUGCUUGAAACAAAGAAACUUUCAGUCGAUGUUACUAUUACACCUAACAAUGAUAAUAUUAGCAAAACAAAAUCCCCCGAGAAAUGCAACAGUAUUGCAUAUUCUUCAACAGAAAAUGAAGUGGAAAUGCCAAGAGUUUUAGCUUCAAGUCCCUUGUUUGUACCUUCCCAAGAUACUUCUUAUACCUUUAUGAAUAAAACAACUGUUAAGGAUAACACUGAUAGCCCCUCUUGCUUAAAUGAAUUAAAGACAAACCAAAUGAAUGAAACAUUAACAUGUAAACCUCUGGAUAUGCAGAAUUAUGUAGAUGCUAACAUGAACAUAAAAGAAGGUGUUGAUUCUACAAAGUUGAAGGCAAUUGAAAUACCAAUAAAAGAUAAAGGAAUAGAAACAUUUAAUGAAGAAGGUGUUGAUUCUACAAAGUUGAAGGCAAUUGAAAUACCAAUAAAAGAUAAAGGAAUAGAAACAUUUAAUGAAGAAGGUGUUGAUUCUACAAAGUUGAAGGCAAUUGAAAUACCAAUAAAAGAUAAAGGAAUAGAAACAUUUAAUGAAGAAGGUGUUGAUUCUACAAAGUUGAAGGCAAUUGAAAUACCAAUAAAAGAUAAAGGAAUAGAAACAUUUAAUGAAGAAGGUGUUGAUUCUACAAAGUUGAAGGCAAUUGAAAUACCAAUAAAAGAUAAAGGAAUAGAAACAUUUAAUGAAGAAGGUGUUGAUUCUACAAAGUUGAAGGCAAUUGAAAUACCAAUAAAAGAUAAAGGAAUAGAAACAUUUAAUGAAGAAGGUGUUGAUUCUACAAAGUUGAAGGCAAUUGAAAUACCAAUAAAAGAUAAAGGAAUAGAAACAUUUAAUGAAGAAGGUGUUGAUUCUACAAAGUUGAAGGCAAUUGAAAUACCAAUAAAAGAUAAAGGAAUAGAAACAUUUAAUGAUAAAGAUUUAUCAGAAAUACCUACUGAUUCUAAAAAUGAUACUAAAUAUUUCCAAACUGAAUUGUCAACAACCCAUUCUCCAGCCAAAGGAGGUGAGAAUUCAGAAAGCUAUGUAUUAAAAACUACUAAAGAAGUAGUUGUGGAUCAAGAACAAGGAGCUGCAAUUCAUGAAAGAUUCUCUGAAGAUCAACAAGAAUCUAAAGGAAAAUCUGAAUUCAUUCAGGACUGCCCACCAAAAUCUGUAAUAAUGCCACAUGUAACAGAAAAUUCUAAAAUAAUUAUUUCUACUACCAAAUCAUCUGAACCUCUUUAUACUUCAAGUCUUUCUGUUAGCCUUCCAAAUUCUCCAUCACAGCUGACAAAGGACAAUGUUGAUGCUGAACCCAAGACAGAAACUGUUAACUUAAUGGAACAUUCUGUUGAAACACAGCCAUCUUUGAAUGGUUUCUCUACUACCUCAAAUAGUGCCUCUAUAUAUUUAGUGCCAAAUAAAAAAUAUAUAUCUACAACUACAUCUGUACAAAAUCAAUUUAAUUCAGAUAUAGAUGGGAAAUCUGAUGCAAAAAUGUUUGAUUUGACAACUCUAGAAGCUACUCCAGAGAUAAAGUCUCCUGAAAUAAAUUUUGAGAACAACUUGAAGGCCUCAAAAGCAGACAGUUCUUUUAUGCAGGUUGUUAAAACUGAUGCAAAUGAUUCUUCUGUUACUUAUCAGAAGGAAACAUCUGAAAAGCCUCGUGCAUUUGCUAUUGGUUUAGAUGCUUUGCAAUCUAAAAGUGAAGACAGAUUAAAUAUUUCUGAGCAGCCAAUACAUUCCAAUAAUCAAACAAGUGAAUCAUUAAAUAUUUCUCCCCAAACUACUUUAAGUGAACGUGAGUUGGACAAAGAGACAACUGCUGAAGUAGCAAAUUUAAAAGUAUAUAAUGAAAAAGAAGAAGAAGGGCCAAAUGAGAUUUUUGAGGGGCCGUCAAUGAUUUCAACUAAACUUCCUAUCAGUUCAAACAAUACCCCAGAACUUACAGAGUCCAGUUUUGAGCUAUGCCACCAAGAAAAUGUAUCCAUGAAAUUAUCACCUGAAAAUAACAGUGAACUUCCAAAUUAUUCAAUUAGUUCUUAUCAAACAGCCCUUCCGCAAUCUUCUGUAACUGAGAAUAAUUCUCUUUCCUCCCCUUCUAAAAUUGUUUCUGUAGAAUCAACAAGUUAUGUACAACCAAAUUUCUAUAAGGAUAAAGAGGAUUCCCCCAUACUGUUGAUGAAAGAUGUUCCUUCAUUUGAUCUAAAAGACAGUAGUGAAUUAAAAAGUCCAAAAUGUGAGGUGAAUGCUGAUGUGAAGGAUCUCUCAACUGAAAACAACAACUUGAACAGUUUUUCAACAUUAUCACCCUCACAGUCAAAUUACAGCAAUACUGUCAAUAGAGAAUUCUCACAUGAAUCAUAUGCUUCAUCUGAUAUGCAAACUCAAAACUUUACAACUAUUACACCAAAAAGCAUACUUGUAACAGCUUCUCCAAAGGAAACUACAAAUUUGCCAAAAAGUCCUUCCAUAAAUAUACGUAAAGAAAUCUUUGGAGAAGAAAUUAACACAUUUGAUACCACUUUCAUGAAACCCAAUAAAUCUGCUCUGAAAUUAGUGGCACCAGAUUCAGGUACAUUGAUAAAAACCAAAUAUGAAACAGAAGGAGAAAGAAUCCAAUCAAUGAUACCAAGAAGCCCUGGAAAGAGGAAGGACUAUGAAACUAAGCAAUUUUCGGAUAAUACAGAAUUUCCUGCUAAGAGUGAUACCAGUUCAAAAGACUUUCCUGACAGUUCUUUUCAAACCAUAUCUGAUCCUCAGGUUGUCAUUUCUGCAAAAGCCAAAACAGUUGAAAUAGAAAAACCUGAAAGUCAGCCUGAUAUUCAAUACCUUGCUACAACCUCCUUGGACUCUAUGUCAACUAUCCAGUAUGGAGCCAAUUCAAAUAUCGAAAAUGUUGGUCAACACACAUCUGAAAUUAGCAUGGAACUAUCAAAAAAUACUGCUUUUUCAUUAGAGAGAAACAAUUCUGAUAUUAAUUCCAGUGAGUCUGACACCAGAUAUCUUCAUGGCUCAUCACAAGAAGCAAUUGCUUUUGAUGGAUCAAAGCAUGGAAAACCACAUCAGACAGACACUCUCAAUGAUAAUGAAAAUAAAGACUUUUCGUUGAUACUUCCAAAAACUCAAAGCACUCAGCCUUCAUCUCCAAACAUGCAGAAAUUGGAAAGUUCAGCAGAUACAAUUCCACUUGCAUCAAAUAAAGAUCAUUAUGAAAUCAAAGCCCCUGAGCAUAUUAAGCAAAAAGCUAAUGCUAAUGAAAAUAGACCAACUGAACAAUGGUCAUAUGAGGAAACACCACCCACUUUCAGUAAAAGUAAUUCUUUACCAAGAAAAAAGAAAAAACCCUCAAAAACUCCAGAUUCUCCUCAAUCCUCUGAAAAAGCUAACAUAAGUGCUGAGGAUGAUGGGAAUGUAAAUAAAAAAUCUUCACAGAAAAAAUGGAAAUCAGUUGAACUUCUACAAAAAGGAAACCAAAAAAAACCUGAAGUACCACCCAAGAGUUCAGGACCUGGUCUUGUGAAAAGCACUUCAAUGAAAUUUUUAGCUAAAUUUCAAUCAAAGUCUAAAAAACAAAAGAGUUCAGAGGAACCUACUGACUUACUUCAUCCAACUCUUAAAAAGGGUCAAAGUGAAUACUCUGUACUCAAUUCAGACCCCAGCUAUCAGCAGGAUGAAUUUCUGGGUUCAGACCCAGCACAAAGAACAAGACACUACAAAACAUUGCCCCACAAAAAGAAAGAAAAUUCUGAAAAUGCACCAGGCCUAUUGAGGAGAUUCAGUUAUGGCAGUUUUCAAUAUAAAUCUCUCAAAAAAGAUGUUGGCAGUAAAUCAAAGAAAGAAAUUGAUUCCUUGGUCAGCCCCUUUAACAAGCCACUACCUAAACAGGAUGAAGAUAUGUUUAUUGAUGACAGACAGUCUUUUAAUCAAUGGGAUCCAUCCCCACUUUUUAUGGAUUUAUACAAUAUCCAUUUGGUUCCUGAUGAUACACAAGAUUUUUCCUCUGAUUUUAUUGGAAUGGAAGGAGUUAUGGAAAAACUACCUAUGAAUAAAAAAAAGUCAACCCUACUGAAAACUUGGAAAAGAAGAUAUUUUAUGGCAAAAAAUGGAUGGCUUGUUUACUAUGAUAAUUGUGGAGACCAGCAACCCAGUGAUGAGAUAUUGUUGAUGGGAGGAACCAUAACAGUUAUGGGCAACAAUGUAAUUGGUAUUGAUGAUGGUAGGGGUCAUUACCUGAUGGUGCGAUGUCCUUCAUCAAAAGAAUAUGAUCAGUGGUUAGCUGCACUUCAGAGUCAAACAGUAGACAACUUGAAAGCUAACUAUAUCCAGCCUUUAGUAGAUGCUCCAAAAUCUUCUUAUAAGAAUAUUCUGAUUGUUGAAAUGGGAAGUAUGUCAGUUAGAGCUGGCAUUUUGAAAGAAAAUGUCACUUUGCCUCAGAUCUUCUUCCCUAGUGUUGUUGCAGUAAACUAUUCUGAAAAGAAGCAUUUUGUUGGAUUUGAAGCUUAUAAACCCAAGAAUCGUCUUUCUUCAAAGAUCAUGCAUGUAUUUGGACUUUCGGACAAAGUAGAUAAGUUCAAAAUUGAAUACGAAAUCUUUCCAUCCGUUUUCUCAGCUAUCUUCCAGGAUUUGAAAAUAAAACCUCCAGAUUAUCAAGUCAUGCUGGUUAUGCCUUUGAAUAUUAGUAAAAAAGAUAAGGAAAAUAUUAUGAAAAUAUUGAUGAACCGGUUCCAUGUACAAGGAGUGUGUAUGGUAACACAAGCUAUCACAGCUCUCUAUUCCUACAAAUCCAAAUCUGGUAUAAUGGUUGAUAUUGGUGAAAGACUGGAGGUUAUUCCUAUUUAUGAUGGAUUUGCAAUUGAAGGGGGACAAUCAGUUCAGUCAUAUGGUGCUGGCAAAAUUCGGCAGUCAUUGAGAUCUGGAUUGGCAAAACACAAUUUUCCUUUGUACUCACCAUUAGAACAAAUUCUUAUUCGAUACAUUAUGGAGCAGACAUGCUAUGUAUCCAAAAAUUAUGAAGAAGAGAUACAGAAAUAUAUGCAGCAGCCAGAAAAGUUCUUGUCAUCAGUAUAUUUAAACAAAUAUGAUAUACCAAAAGACACCUAUAGCACCAUAAGCCAUGAUAUCAGCUGCUUUGCAAGUCCUGAAGGUUUCUUUAAUACAGACCUGUGGGGUAUGGACUAUCCCACAGUCCAAGCCCUGGUAUUAAAAGCAAUUAAUGCAUGUCCAAUGGAUAACAGGAGGCAUAUGUGCAGAGCUAUCUACCUGAGUGGAGGUGUAACAAUGAUCCCUGGGUUUGCAGCAAGAUUGGAGAAGGAAGUUCAAAAACUAGUCAAUCCAUCUCUACUUGUGCAGGUUCAUUCUUCUCCCCAAAGAUACCAUGCAGCCUAUAUUGGAGCUUGCAUUCUAAGUGCACUACCAGAGUUCCAAAACCACUGUAUUUUAGCAAAUGAAUGGAAAAGAGACGGUACAAGAGCCUUUCAAAAAUGGAUUUAUUAAAUUGCUCGACUUGAUGCUAAUUUCUCGGUGAAGAAAAACAAAUUAUAAAUAUCUUCUGUCUAAAUUACUUACACAAUUUACUGUAUUAUAAUAACCUUAAAACCUUUAUACUUUGAAUUCUAUUUUUUUUCUACAUAAAAUUUUUAUGCUUGGAUCAUCCACAUUUCCUUGUCUUCCAGUAAUUAAUGCUUCUCUCAAAGACACUCACAGCCUCACUUAAUUUCUUUUUCAUUAUGAUAAAAAUACUACUGCAAUAAUGGGCGCUAUAAUUUCCAAGAAGUUAAAGGCAUGACUUCUUUUACUCAGAAACAAUAAUAAUAAUGUUGCAAAUUAAAGAAAUAAAAUGUUAUAUAUUAUCCACAGGUUUCAGAACUCUGUUUCACAGUGAGUAAAUAGAAAGAAUAUUUUCAAAGAUGAAUUAUUUAAUAAAGGCUGAAGUAAAACAA